Molecule: messenger RNA, 717 nt
Organism: Parnassius mnemosyne (clouded apollo)
Lineage: Eukaryota; Metazoa; Arthropoda; Insecta; Lepidoptera; Papilionidae
Source: the annotation of a GenBank genome assembly
AUGACAACGGACACUGCAACUGUUCCUAAUGAAGUUGAAGAGGAAAAUGAGGCCGCCGAAUCAACAGAUUCUUCGAUUCCACCAGAUACGCUUAAUUCAUGUGAGGCACUCGAUGCAACACCAACGCAAAAUAGGACUAUCCGGCGUCGUCUCAACCCACCAGAAUUACAAAUUGCCAGCAAACAAAUGUCUGAGGCAUUUAACAAUUUAAAUAAAAUGAUUAACAAGCAAGAUGUUGUUGAAGAUGAGUGUGACAUAUUUGGCAAACUGAUUGCCAAAAAAUUAAAAAAGAUACCUGAACAUGAAAGGGAAGAAAUAAUGUUCGACAUUCAUGCCUUAUUUCGAAGACCACGUAGUUUUGAAAGAUCAUCUGUUGAUUCAUUACGUUCCCCUACACCAACUUGUAGAAAUUAUCCUAAUGUCACAAUGACUUCUCCCAGGCCACACUCAUCAUUUUCAGAGCCUCACAACUCAUUUGUACCAUUUUCCGAUGGAACUGACGGAAGACAAUACAUGUUACAUAUCCCGGAAACAAAUGAAAAUACUUUCCUUAAUGAAAAAUCUUCAAUGGUUCACAUUAUAAGGGAUGAAGUUGUUAGGCCAGCCGAUAAAAUUUCUUCGGUAACCAGCCCAACUACAAUCCAAACUCGAUUCGUCCCCUACCAAACGUCUUCUAUGAAUAAUAUAAUAAAUCAAGCAUACUAUAAGUCUGAAUAA